Molecule: messenger RNA, 2415 nt
Organism: Lonchura striata (white-rumped munia)
Lineage: Eukaryota; Metazoa; Chordata; Aves; Passeriformes; Estrildidae
Source: RefSeq, a predicted model, not a curated record
GGGAACGGCAGCGGGACCCGGCGGGGCGGGGACGGAGCCGCAUCCCGGCGGGCGCCGCCGCAGCGCAGCAGCAGCGCCGGCAUUUGCGGGCCUCGAGGAGGGGCCGGGAGUGCGGAGGGGGCGCGGGGACCCCGCCUGGAACCGAUGAGAGCAGCCCUGGCACCCACCGAUCCUCUCUUGGCUGAUGUCCGGAGCUCCCGCACCUGAGCCACGCCUGUGCCAGCCCCGUGACACGCCGGUGACACGCCAGUGACACGCCUGUGACACGCCUGAGCCCGCGCCGCAGCCCUGCCCAGCCCGCGCUGCUUCGCCCCGCGCCCGGGGCCCGCUGCAAGGCAGGACAUGGACUCCAUGUUCGAGGACGACAUCAGCAUCCUGACGCAGGAGGCGCUGGGGCCGGACGAGGACUGGCUGGACAGCCCCAACACCGACCUGUCGGGCGAGAUGUGCUCGGCCUCGCACUUCGCCCUCAUCACCGCCUACGACGACAUCAAGAACCGGCUCACGGGGCUGGAGAGGGAGAACUCCACGCUCAAGCGCCGCCUCAAGAUGUACGAGGUCAAGUACCCCCUGAUCGGCGAGUUCGGCGAGGAGCACAUCUUCUCCCUCUACGAGGCCAAGGAGAACUCGCUGCUCAAGAGCGAGAAGGCGUCGCUGCAGCAGCAGCUCAACCAGUUCCAGCACGAGCUGCAGAAGAGCAAGGAGCGGGAGGAGCAGCUGGAGGAGAUGAUCCAGGCGUACGAGAAGCUGUGCGUGGAGAAGGCGGACCUGGAGACGGAGCUGGGAGAGAUGCGGGCGCUGGUGGAGACGCACCUGGGCCGCAUCCGGAGCUUGGAGCAGCAGCUGCGGCAGCGCGACGGCGGCGCCUUCCCGGGGCUGGGCACUCAGGACGGGCCUUUCAUCGCCCGGCACCCCAGCCCCGGCCUGAGCCACGUGCUGGAGCGCGCCGGGGGCUGGCAGAGCCGCGGGCUGGAGGCCGAGCUGGAGGCGGCGCGCCAGGAGAACCAGCGCGCCCAGCACCGCGAGGAGCACCUCAAGGCCGAGUGCGAGAGGCUGCAGGCGGAGCUGAAGCACCUGCAGGACACCCGGGAGCAGGAGCAGUCGGAGCGGGACAUGGCCUGGGUGAAGAAGGUGGGCGAUGACCAGGUGAACCUGGCGCUGGCCUACACGGAGCUGACGGAGGAGCUGUGCCGCCUGCGGAACCUCAGCUCCCUGCAGAGCCAGAUCCUGCGGGCGCUGCUGCAGGACAAGAGCCUCAACGGGGGCCAGCGCCACUCCCCGCUGUCCCAGUGCCACUCCCCGGCCCAGCAGCGCCGCUCGCCCGCCCCGCAGUGCCCCUCGCCCGUUCCUCCGGGGCGCUCCCAGUGCCAAUCUCCCGCCCUCCAACGCCGCUCGCCGGGACCCCCCAGCCAAUCUCCGGCCCAGCAGCGCCGCUCGCCGGCCCCGGGCCCGUGCCAGUCGCCGGCCCAGCAGCGCCGAUCCCCGGUGCCACCCCCCAGCCCAUCGCCGGCCCCGCAGCGCCGCUCGCCCGCGCCGCCGCCGCCCUGCCCGUCGCCCGCCUCGGCGUCCCCGCACCGCCUGCCCGGCGAGAGGAUGGAGCUGGCCUACGCCAAACCCUCGAGCCGCCACAUCAAGGCCGGCUUCCAGGGCCGCCGCAGCUACUCGGAGGUGACCAACGUGGCCCUGUACCAGCAGAGCCGCUCGCUCUGGCUGCAGCCCGAGGCCUCCACGCUGCCCAAGCACCGGCCCUACGGCGAGGUUUACCUGGGCGGCGCCGGGGCCCCGCUCAGCGCCCACGAGCCCUUCGAGGAGCACGUCCGCUUCGAGAAGCAGUCCUCGGACGAGGAGGAGUGGGCGCUGCCCAGCCCGCCCAGCCCCGAGGCCGGGGCCAUCCGCUGCGCCUCCUUCUGCGCCGGUUUCCCCGCGCCCGACGCCGACGCCGUGCACCGGACGGCGGCCGCCUACGCCCGGGCCGAGCACGCCCAGUCCUGGCCUUCCAUCAACGUGAGGAGGACCCCCCCCAAUCUCCCCGCGGGGUUUUGGGAUGCUCUUCCUGGAGGUUUCCACACCUCGGGGACAGGGACAGCGGUGGUGGCACCCGCGGUGCCCGCGCACCUCCUGCCCUUCCCAGCCGGGACACCGCGGCCUGGGGGACGCCGCGCCGUGUCCCCUCCUGGCCGAGCCACCGCGGUGUCCCCGGUGCCCGUGGUGGGAUCGGCUCCCUCCCUGUCCACGGCGGCCUCAGCUGACAGCUCGGGGGGGACGCGGAGCCCGCACAAGCGCGGCCCCGGCUGCCAUGUGCCCAGCGCCAUCACGGCCGCUGCGGAGCGACGAGCGCCGCCGGGCCCCGGGGAGCCGCGGGCCGCCCGGCCCCGCCGCCCCGCUGCGGGAGGUGACGGAGCCAACGCGCCGUGA